UCUCUCUCUUUCAUCAAUAUCUCUAACGGCAGAGCUGACUCAGUAUCUCCGGCAUUGACUCGCCUGAGGAUCAGAAGCUCAGACCCGCUGUUACAUCUCCCGAUCACGAGAAGAUUCACCUGGAUUCUUAGUUGAUCGCCUUAAAAUGAGUGUUCGUCCUUCUAACCUGGUUUUGGUGUUGGGAGUGAGUUAGGUGAUUUAGGUAGAAACAAUCUGUGAAGAAUUUGGCGGGUUGAAGGGGGAGUGGUUUUAUAGGCUUAUCAGUGUGGUAUGAAUUCGAGGGCUGAUGAUCCUGGGGAUGGGUAUUUUCGAGUUCCUUUUGAGAAUCAAACUCAAAAAGAGUUCCAAGUCAGGGGUUCUUGGAUUCCAUUUACACCCAACAAACCUCCGCAAGGUAGAUCAAGUCUGAUCCUAGAUGAGAGAGUGAUACACCAAGAUCUAAAUGGGGUCCCAAGUUGUGAAUUUGAAGAUAUGGGAUUCUGCAGCAGUGGUGCUGUACAUGAUCUUAAUCAUGCACUUCAGGGAAUGGAUCAAAAUGGGGUUUAUGACCAUGGUGCUCAUCAGGGCAUUAAUAACUUACAAGGAUCAUAUGCUCAAGCCAGGUGUAAUACUGAGAGAGAUCUUUUGGGCAGGAGUGAUGCAACUUCUCCUUUGCCACCUGUUAUCAGAAACAUCACCGGUAACGUAGAGCUGGUUAAUGGAAAAUUUACUUCAGAUGUGGGUAUGGUAAACGGUUCUUUCACCCAAAGUGGCACUUCUCAAGCUGGCUAUACUGAGUUUGAAUUGGACGACUUGUUGGAUCCCGGUCAGAUGCCCUUCUCCUUCACAAGCCUGCUGAGUGGUGGGGAUAGCUUAUUCCAGGUUCGUCAAUAUGGAACUCCAGCGUGUAGCAAGCCUCUUUACAAUCUGAAUUCACCAAUUAGAAGAGAAGUAGUUGGGUCCGUCUUUGAAAAUUCGUUUCAGUCUGUACCAUCAACGCCAAGUCUAUGCAGAACAGGUGAAAACAAUGGAUUUCUUGAAAAGAUAGUUACUACCACUGGACAUGAAAUCACAGAGCCGAAAUCUGACAAAAGUUUGAAGAGUAUUGUGGACUCUUCUGUUGUUAAUUCAACGGAGGUUGCUAAACAAAAUGAUGGCAGCAGACAAGAUGUUCUGGAGUUUGAUCUUAACAAGACACCUCAGCAGAAACCCUCCAAAAGGAAAAAGAAGUUCAUGCCCAAGGUGGUCGUGGAAGGCAAACCUAAGAGGAAGCCACGCAAACCUGCAACUCAGGAAAAUGUGAAAUCUAAAGAACCCGGGAGUAGCAAAAGGAAGAAAGCUCAAACGAAAAACUUGAAAGAAUCAACCACUAAAAAGACAGCCAGAGAUAUGAGCAAAGGAAGCCCUGAAGUCACACUCAAAAGUUGCAGAAAAGCUUUGAAUUUUGACUUGGAGAAUUCUGGGGAUGCGAGGCAAGGUGACUCUGAGUCUGAAUUUAUCCAGAAAAAUAGUGGCUCAAACUCAUUUUCUGAGAUCAGAGAUGCCAUUGGUGGAACUAGUGCUAGUUUCCUGGAUUCAAUAACACAAAUAGACCAGAGCAAUGGGUUGGUGGCUACGAACCAGCCACUUGAAGCGUCAAUGGGAAACCAGCCAGAUGAACUACCCAGAAUGUUACAAGAAAAUCAUACUCAGAUAUUGUCCAGAGAUCAACAACCUGAUUUAUUGAUCGGAAACCAGCGAUGCCAGUUCCCAGUGGCAACCCAUAACACCCAGUUCCCAGUGGGAAACCAACAAGCUUGGCUUCAGAUGAAAAACCAACUCAUUGGCUUUCCGUUCGGUAACCAGCAACCUCCCAUGACCAUAAGAAACCAGCAGCCUUGUUUGGCUAUGGGUAAUCAACAACCCAUGUAUCUGACAGGAACUCCACAGCCUGCGUUGGUGAGUCGAAACCAGCAACUAGGAAAUCUUCAAGGGAACAAGCUGCCUAUAUUUUUGAAUCAGCAGACCUGUUUACCUGCUGGAAAUCGACAAUAUGGAUCACCAGCAGACAUGAAUCAGCUUGUUAUGUCAACCGGAGGGCAGCAACAUGGACUACUGAUGAAAGACCAGCAUCCUGGAUUUUUAUUGAGAAACCAGCAACCUGGAUCAACAGUGAGAGGCCAGCAGCGUUGCGUACCUUUGAUGAACCAGCAACCUGGAACUCCAAAAGGUUUUACUCACUUGAAUCAGAUGGUAGCUGCUUGCAUGUCAUCGCCUGAGCUUCAACGUCAUUCUCAAUUGCAAAUUCCUGCAACAAAUCUUCAUUCCAAGAGUUUAAAUAGGAAUGCGGGUACAUGUCAGAGAAGUGGCAAUACUGAAUACGGUACUUUACAGCAAACCCAUCAAGGAAAUGAGUACAUCCCUUCUCAUGAGAGAUCCAAUGGUGAAUUCUUUGACGUAUGCAAGAAAAAUUUAUCUCAAAACUCUUAUUUAUCAACUCCAGUUAUGGCUAAAUUUGAGGAAGCCAGAGGCUCGAAGAGACAAUAUCAUCAUGCAAUGGGACAGAUGCAUAACCAUGAUCUAAACUUAGCAGGUCCGUGGCCAUUGCUCCAACAGAUUGCUCAAUCACAAGAUGUGGAAAGACAGAACAGCACAACAUCUGCCGAAUAUUUUGAUGCUGCAAAGAAAAAUAAAAUCCAGAAAGUAGUCCUAGAAAAUUUGCAUGGCAUGCCACCUGAGGUAAUAGCAAUAGAGGAUAAUCCAACUGAUGGGGCAAGACAAGACAAGAAUACUGCCAGCAUCAUUAAAACCCCAUCUAAACCAAUUUCAUGUCGAGUUCAAAAGUCAGGAGCUGAUGAGAAAUUUAUCGUCCCAAAAAAGACUGCAAGAAAGGGUCGUGGAAGGAGAAAACAAUCAGUAGAUUCGCCUCCUCAUGCCUCAGCGAUCCAGAUUUGGCAACCAACUCCCCCAAAGGCACCUUCAUCAAGAAGUAAGGCUAAAGAGAAAGGGAGGAAGUCCAUACCAGAUACAGGAAAAGCACCUUCAUCAAGAAGUAAGGCUAAAGAGAAAGGGAGGAAGUCCAUACCAGAUACAGGAGAACUUCUAUGUGAGGAUUCUAUUACAGAAAUAAUAUACAGAAUGCAGAAUCUCACUCUAGGAGAGAAUAGCAGAGCAAAAGAGCAAAAUGCACUUGUCUUAUACAGAGGAGAUGGUGCAGUUGUUCCAUAUGAGAGCAAGAAGAGAAAACCAAGGCCUAAAGUUGACCUUGACGAUGAAACAACUCGAAUAUGGAAUCUAUUAAUGGGGAAUGGAGAAAAAGAGGGGGAUGAAGAGAUGGAUAAGAAAAAAGAGAAAUGGUGGGAAGAAGAGAGGAGAGUUUUCCGAGGAAGGGCGGAUUCAUUCAUAGCCCGAAUGCAUCUUGUACAAGGAGAUAGACGUUUUUCACCAUGGAAGGGAUCGGUGGUUGAUUCAGUCAUUGGAGUUUUCCUUACCCAGAAUGUCACUGAUCACCUUUCAAGCUCUGCUUUUAUGUCUCUAGCCGCUCGUUUUCCUCCAAAAUUAAGCAGUAGCCGAAAAGAUGAAAAGAGUAUUAGAAGCGUAGUUGUUGAAGAUCCAGAAGGAUGCAUUCUGAACUUAAAUGACAUUCCUUCGUUGCAGGAAAGUAUUCAAAAUCGAUCUGAGACGCAAGUUUCUGAGGUUGAUAGUGGAUCAAAAGAGCAACAAAUAGACUGUUCAAACUCUGGAAUCGAAAGAUUUAAUUUCCUAAACAGUAGUCAGAAUUUAGAAGAGGAAGUAUUAUCAUCACAAGAUUCUUUUGAUCCUGCGAUAUUUCAGUUGUGUGGGAGGGUUAGGUCCAGUUCAUGUUCCAAAUCAGACGCCAAUUUUUCUACAACCAGGUGUGAAACAAAAUCUGCCAGUGGAUCAUCACAAGCAGUUCAAACUGAGAGUCCGAAUUUGUCUGUUGAAAUUUGUCUUCAAGAGAACGAGAGACUGCUUCCAUAUGAAAGAUCUGGUGAUAUUCAGAUACAAGAAACUACAAAUGUCGCUCAGAAGAAACCAGAUCUUGACAAACCAAUGAACUGGAAGGACUAUCUCCCUUUUGAUCAGCCAAGCAAUGAUGUUAACUGGCAAAAAGGAGGACCGACCAAUCCUUCCAGUAGCUAUGAGCAGAGUAUGAUUCAGCAGCCGCAUGUGCUAGACAUAGAGGAUUUUGGAAUGCAAGGUGAAGGCCUUGGUUAUUCUUGGCUGUCCAUUUCACCAAGAGUUGACAGAGGAAAGAACAGAAAUGUACCUCGCAGAUUUUUCAGACAAGGUGGAAGUGUUCCUAGAGAAUUCACAGAUCAGGUCAUACCAUCGACGCCUCAUGUAAUACCAGGAAUGGGAUUUUCUGUUUCCGCAAGCACCCACCAAGUGCACCAGGGCGAUGCCCAACAACAACAUGAGAUGAAUAAAGCAUCCCACUUACAAAAAACAUUUAUGGAUCUGCUCAAUUCUUCUGAGGAAUGUCUUACAAGACAGUCCAGUACCACACAGAACAUCACAGAUGGCUGUCUACCAAGAGUUAGAACUGCUAAAGACGUAGCUGAAUCAAAUUCCAGAAAUAAAGAGCAGACUACAGUUGAAUACAAGGAGACGAAUGCCACUAUUGUACGAGAGAUGAAAGGGACGCUUGCUGAUGGGAAAAAGCCUACAAGCCAGUGGGAUAAUCUCAGAAAAGACGUGGGUGGGAAUGAAGGGAGAAAGGAACGAAACAAAGAGAGUAUGGAUUCCAUCGACUAUGAAGCAAUAAGACGUGCUAGUAUCAGUGAAAUUUCCGAGGCUAUCAAGGAAAGAGGAAUGAAUAACAUGUUGGCGGUACGAAUUAAGGAUUUCCUUGAACGGAUAGUUAAAGAUCACGGUGGUAUCGACCUUGAAUGGUUGAGAGAUGUUCCUCCUGAUAAAGCCAAGGACUAUCUCUUGAGCAUAAGAGGACUAGGCUUGAAAAGUGUCGAAUGCGUGCGACUCUUAACACUCCACAAUCUUGCUUUUCCUGUUGACACCAAUGUUGGAAGGAUAGCCGUUAGGCUGGGAUGGGUGCCUUUACAACCUCUACCUGAAUCACUUCAGUUACACCUUCUAGAGCUAUACCCAGUGCUCGAGUCCAUCCAAAAAUUUCUUUGGCCAAGACUCUGCAAACUCGAUCAACCAACACUGUAUGAAUUACACUAUCAGCUGAUUACGUUUGGAAAGGUUUUCUGCACUAAGAGUAAGCCAAAUUGUAAUGCGUGUCCAAUGAGAGGAGAAUGCAGACAUUUUGCCAGUGCUUAUGCUAGUGCAAGACUUGCUUUGCCGGCACCAGACGAGAGGAGCUUAACCAGUUCAACUUUUUCAGUCCCUCCCGAGUCCUUUACUCCUACAGCCAUCCCGAUGAUGGAACUACCUUCUCCGCUGGAGAAAGUCCUAACGAGGGGAGCACCAUCGAAUAGAGGAAACUGUGAACCAAUAAUAGAAGAGCCGUCCUCGCCUGAGCAAGAAUGCACUGAGAUAACAGAGAGUGACAUUGAAGAUGGUUACUACAAUGAGGAUCCUGACGAGAUCCCAACAAUAAAACUCAACAUUGAACAGUUUGGCAUGACUCUACGGGAACACAUGGAAAGAAACAUGGAGCUCCAGGACGGUGACAUGUCCAAGGCUUUGGUUGCUUUAAAUCCGACCAAUACUUAUAUUCCAACUCCCAAACUAAAGAACAUUAGCCGUCUCAGGACAGAGCACCAAGUGUACGAGCUCCCGGAUUCACAUCCUCUCCUCAGUGGUAUGGAUAAAAGAGAACCAGAUGACCCAAGUCCUUAUCUUUUAGCUAUUUGGACACCAGGUGAAAUGGCGAAUUCGGCUCAACCACCUGAACAGAAGUGUAAAGGGAAAGCUUCUGACAAAAUGUGCUUUGACGAGACUUGUCUAGAGUGUAACAGUGUGAGGGAAGCGAACUCACAGACAGUUAGAGGAACUCUUCUGAUUCCUUGUCGAACUGCUAUGAGAGGAAGUUUUCCGCUCAACGGGACAUAUUUUCAAGUAAACGAGUUAUUUGCAGACCAUGAUUCGAGUCUCCAACCCAUUGAUGUUCCUAGAGAUUGGAUAUGGAAUCUCCCUAGAAGGACUGUUUACUUCGGAACGUCAGUAACAUCAAUAUUCAGAGGUCUUUCAACGGAGCAGAUACAAUACUGCUUUUGGAAAGGAUUUGUAUGUGUACGUGGAUUCGAACAGAAGACAAGAGCACCGCGUCCGUUGAUGGCAAGGUUGCAUUUUCCAGCGAGUAAAUUGAAGAACAACAAGACCUAGAGAUCAAUGGAAUAAGGAAUACGCAUUGCUUCUCUGCUCCCCCUCUAAGUAAAAAGGCAAGCAAAAGGCCUAUUUAGACAUUAAAAAAGAAAACACAGGAAGCAAUUUUUUCCUUCUUUCUUUUUCUAAUUUCAUUCAUAGAGCAGAAGAGAAACAAAAGAAAAUAACAAGCAGAGGAGUUUCAGUUAGGUUCAUCAUUCUCAAAUAAAAAUUUCCGGGCACAAGAGUUUUUAGCGUC
This is a messenger RNA of Capsella rubella, 6511 nucleotides long. Its product is annotated as transcriptional activator DEMETER. The transcript has 21 exons. Gene Ontology annotation, molecular function: 4 iron, 4 sulfur cluster binding; DNA N-glycosylase activity; DNA demethylase activity. The coding region runs from base 271 to 6273 and encodes 2000 amino acids. Lineage: Eukaryota; Viridiplantae; Streptophyta; Magnoliopsida; Brassicales; Brassicaceae. Gene Ontology annotation, biological process: base-excision repair. The record is from RefSeq and is a predicted model, not a curated record.